AUGUCGGCAGAACAGAUUGUUCUCAAUCAUGACUAUCCGGGUUAUCCAGUCACCGGCUUCUCAAUGGAGCAAUGCGAUCCCAUAGAGUCCAAAUGCGAGGAACUCAGAGCACUGCUCAAGCAAUCGGGGCCCCUUGUGACGGAUUCAUUGUUGGCGACCUAUAUCACUAGAGAGAAUCUCAUCCAUUGCACCCAAUUGUUUGGACGGCACUAUCUUCGACAUUUCCCGAUCCUGCAUGUGCCUUCUUUCAGUCUCAUCAAAACACCACCAAUACUGCUCCUUGCCGUGUUGUUAGUUGGAGCAUGUUAUUCAGAAUCUCUUAAUAAUGCUACGCAUAUCUGCAGACUCGCCAUGCAGCUUCUUAUGCUGGUGGCCCACGAACCUGUCGGUGCUUGUCGGACGCCUUUCCAGCCCAAUGCUAACGAAGUGCAGCAUGAAGCGACCAUGGGCAUCCCUGACCUACCGGCCAUUUUGGCAAGUACAACAGCUUGUUCUGUGCUCGCUGGCUGCCGUAACAAGACAGCUUCCAGGUUCGUCUCUCUCUACGGUGCAAGAAUAGUUUCGAUGGCCAAGCGAGCCAAUCUGUUCAAACCAACGGAUCCUCCGGAUUAUCAUAGUUAUACGGAAGAAACUUUCGACUGGAGGUUGUGGGUUGAAGAGGAGACCCGAAGAAGAGCAGCGUGCAAAAUAUUCUGUCAGGAUGUGGCUGCUUGUAUCUUCCAGCGGACCAUGCCUAUUCUUUCACCGCGAGAAAUCGACGUUGAACUGCCUUGCUACGAGGUUUGUUGGGAAGCGACAUCCUCGGCUGAAUGUCUCCGGUUGUUGCAGACGUUACCGUCACAAUUGCGACUGUCCACUGCGCUGCAGAACUUGAGAAGCCAUCCUGCUCCAGACGAACCGCUUUUCGUAGCAUCCGCUUUUGGAAUGUUCGUCCUUAUCAAGGGACUACACUCCCUUUUAUACCAUGUUGGGAGGUUUUCCGACGAGUUUGAGUUGGGCAAAAGGAAUGGCAACGUGCCGGAAGACUCGAACAGGGUCAUUUCUCGUCUACAGACUGACUUCUCUGCCAUAUCGAUCGAGGACCUCGCUCAAAGGGCGAUCAGGUCACACGGGAAUGCCUCCCUCAGAAGUGUCAACGACGCUCUUGACGCCUGGCGCGCCGUCCUCGAUCAUCGGAGCUUUCGCGAUUGGGGCACCGAGGACAGGACCUUUGCGAGUGAUCCGAUGUUAUUCUGGUGGCUCGCGAAACUGCUCAUCGUCCUGCACCAUCACGGCGACCGAAGCUCGACGACCACUUCUGAAUUCAGCAUGCCGCCCUCUAGCGGCGCGGAAGAGGAGACCAAACCCCUCUUUCAAAAGAGAGUCACCAAAUGGUUAUCCGUCCUUCGCGAGCGACGACAACAGACCACUGGAAGUUUUCAGGAAGAAUAUGUCCCCGCGAUGAUUAAGUUGGCAUGGAGCCAACCGUUUGGCCCAAGACAUGAAUAG
Messenger RNA from Fonsecaea multimorphosa CBS 102226, 1488 nucleotides. RefSeq lists its product as uncharacterized. The transcript has 4 exons. Gene Ontology annotation, molecular function: RNA polymerase II cis-regulatory region sequence-specific DNA binding; DNA-binding transcription factor activity, RNA polymerase II-specific; zinc ion binding. Gene Ontology annotation, biological process: DNA-templated transcription; regulation of transcription by RNA polymerase II. Gene Ontology annotation, cellular component: chromatin. The record is from RefSeq and is a predicted model, not a curated record. Bases 1 to 1488 code for a protein of 495 amino acids. NCBI's taxonomy places the organism in Eukaryota, Fungi, Ascomycota, Eurotiomycetes, Chaetothyriales, Herpotrichiellaceae.